AUGGCUUGUAAUGGCGGCUCUCCUCAUCUUGUAGUGCUGGUCGUGGCAGUGGGUCUGCUCUUGGACAGCCUGCUGGUGACGGUCAUCGUGGUUCCCAAUGGAGCCCCGCCCUUCGCUCCUUCCCCCGGCUCCUUCCCCCGGCUCCUUCCCCCGGCUCCUUCCCCCGGCUCCUUCCCCCGGCUCCUUCCCCCGGCUCCUUCCCCCGGCUCCUUCCCCCGGCUCCUUCCCCCGGCAGCCUCAAACAACAAUUUUCAUGCCGAGUUCUUCACAGCUGGCCCCAGUUAUGAAACCAAACCCUGGUGCUUUGACACUGUCACUGUCCGCAGCCACUGUCACUGUCCGCAGCCACUGUCACUGUCCGCAGCCACUGUCACUGUCCGCAGCCACUGCCCGCGGUCAUUGCCCAUCGCCCCAAUGCUCCUCUACUCUUUCGAACACCCAGAGAACCCCACCAAUGGGACUUUGGCCUCAGAGCCAGCUAUGCCCAGUCACAGAGCACCUCUUUUGGGUAAAGUCAUGCCCAUCACCCCCUCCUCUGGCUCCUCCCUGGAGCCUCUGUUCAACUACUCCAGGAGUCCAGGCCAACGGCACAACUACACCUCCAACUCUUCUCGCUGCCUAGAGGAAAGUGGUUUCCUACAUAAAAACAACUUUAAAGUGGGGGCUCUGCUCGCGUCCAAAUCUGUGGCCCAGCUCCUUGUCAGCUUCUUCGUGGGACCUCUCACCAACAGGAUUGGGUUCCACAUCCCGAUGUUUGUGGGGUUCCUGGUCUUCUUCGUCUCAACCCUCAUGUUUGCGUUCGCUGGGAACUUCGUCCUGCUGAUCUCGGCUCGUGUGGUGCAGGGGGUGGGAUCCUCCUUCAGCUUUGUGGCAGGUCUGGGGAUGCUGGCAAGUGUUUACACCGAUGAUGAGGAGCGUGGCCAGGCCAUGGGCGUGGCACUAGGGGGGCUGGCCCUGGGACUAAUCUGUGGCGGCCCAUUCGGCAGUGUGAUGUAUGAGUUUGUGGGGAAGAGCUCCCCCUUCCUGGUUCUGGCGGGACUGGCUCUGUUGUCCGGAGUGCUGCAGCUCUGUGUCCUGAAACCCACUCUGGUGCCUCCAGUGAGCGCUAAGGGAACUCCUUUACUCACACUACUGAGAGACCCAUACAUCCUCCUGACUGCAGGGGCUCUGACCUUAAGUGGCAUGGCGUUGACGGUCCAGGAUGCCACUCUGCCCACCUGGAUGAUUGAGACCAUGUGCGCCUCCCAACUGCAGCUUGGCAUGAUGUUCACCCCGGCUAAUGUGAUCUACUUCAUUACCACAAACCUCUUUGGGAUCCUCAGCCAAAGGAUGGGAAGGUGGUUGUGCUCCAUGAUUGGGAUGAUCCUGACUGGACUUAGUUUCCUCUUUGCUGCACUGGCGAAAAGCUUCUAUGCUGUGAUUGGAGCUGUUGCUGUAACGGGCAUGUCCAUGGGGAUGGUGGAAGUGUCUCUUUUGCCUGUCUUGGCUCACCUUGUGGACAUUCGUCACGUCUCUGUUUACGGCAACGUUUUUACCGUCUGUGAAGUGGCUGUGCGUCUCGGCUUCUUUGUUGGGCCUCUGGUAGGGGGUGCUCUGGUGCAGGCCGUGGGGUAUCCAGUCCUGAUGGUGAUCUCUGGACUCGUCAACAUCCUGUAUGCCCCCCUCUGCUACUUCCUGCGCAACCCCCCCACCAGAGAGGAGAAGAGGCCCAUUGUGGAUCGCUAUUCCGGACAUGGGAGCUGCCACACGGUUGAACCUCAACCACAGGGGGCAGCCCUGAUCUACUCUCCAGUCACUGCUUAA
Periophthalmus magnuspinnatus is the source of this 1803-nucleotide messenger RNA. Its product is annotated as chromaffin granule amine transporter. The record is from RefSeq and is a predicted model, not a curated record. Lineage: Eukaryota; Metazoa; Chordata; Actinopteri; Gobiiformes; Gobiidae. Gene Ontology annotation, biological process: aminergic neurotransmitter loading into synaptic vesicle; transmembrane transport. The coding region runs from base 1 to 1803 and encodes 600 amino acids. The transcript has 18 exons. Gene Ontology annotation, cellular component: terminal bouton; synaptic vesicle membrane. Gene Ontology annotation, molecular function: serotonin:sodium:chloride symporter activity.